Molecule: messenger RNA, 1843 nt
Organism: Tetranychus urticae (two-spotted spider mite)
Lineage: Eukaryota; Metazoa; Arthropoda; Arachnida; Trombidiformes; Tetranychidae
Source: RefSeq, a predicted model, not a curated record
UACAAUGGAUCUAUGAUUCGGAGAAAAGCUUAAUUAGUCAGCGUACAUCCAAUGAUCAAAAUAAGGAAAAGAAUUGCGAAAAGGCUUGCUAAUUAUUCCAUUGUCAAAUUGUCUUUUCACAUUUCAUUAACUCUUUCAAUUCUAGUUAAUGAACAUGGGAUUUUAAUAUUUCGAGCUCAAACCUGUUAUUGCCUGUACUUUGUCUGUGCUCAUCUUCAAUAAAAUAAUUCAGUGAAUAUGUUAAAGCUGGUCAGAUAUUCUUCGUUAAUUUUCAUAUUACUUUUUUCCUUCAACUUUGGUACUGAAGCCAAGCCAGUUGAUGGAGAUGUACCAGAAUCAGCUGAUAGCCCAGAUAUUCAAUGGGCAUCCGUACCAGAAAUGGACGAGGGCUCUAUGAUGGCAAUGUUGAAUUCAAUGAUCGAUGUAAUUCGAGCUCGCCUUAGUGGAUGGAUGUAUGGCUCUGUGAGCAAUGAUGAGGUUGAAGUUGAACAAAAUGGUGGUUUUAUGUCAAUGAUUCAUGGAAUGUUCUCUAGGUUAACCAAUAUAGCUAUGGAUAUGAUGGGUCAAAUGAGGCGAAUGCGUGACAAAUCAACAAAAGACAAGUUAACCGAAUCAUCAUCUACAGUAGAGGAGGACAUUAGUGCUUCUGUAAAUAGUUCAACAUUGGCAACUCGUUUAAAAAAUCAAAUGGAUCAAACCAAGGAGCGAAUUAAAGACGCUUGGAACAAUUUGGUGAAAAAAUAUCAAAACGCAACCAGUUCUAAAAUGACCAGGUUGAGUCCUGUUGCCCCAAGUGAGGAUUACCAUCUAAUUGAUGAUGAAGCAAAAGCCAACAUGAAUUUACAAUCUGAUAAUAAACGAGUCAUACGAUCAGUCAACAAUGCUGAUGAUAACAUUGGACAGUCACAAGAUUUAGAUUCAGAAAGCAAAAGUGCUGUUUUAGCAAGAUUGAUUACAAUGGAUGAAUGGUUAAGAAAACGGAGCGGCAAAGGUAAAAGUAAACAGUUAGAGUCGUUAAUUGCAAGACCAGAUGAAACCGAUGACCGUAAACCCAAUAUCUUUGAUCGGAUGAAAGGAGCCAUGGAUAAUGCUCGAUCCAAAUUUUUUGGAGCUAUUGGUAAAUUCAUGAACGGAUCAAUGAUAAACACUGAUAGUGAUGAUGAUUCAACUAAUAUGACGGAAGAUGAUCCUAAAAACUGGUGGUCGAUGUUGAUGCCGAAAGAGGGUUCCAAAAGGCCUGACAGAGAGCCAUUGAAUCCUCGCAAUUUAUUUCCAACCAAAACAACACAUCCUUUCAAUAUACCAAAGACAAAUAAUGAAAACGACUUGAUACCAAUGAUUCCUUCCUCUAGACCAAUAGAUGUUGAUUGGUCUGUCAAGUCAGUUGAAAGGGACGAGAGAACCGAUAAAGUGGAUAAUGUUGAACAGUCGCGAACGACAAUUGAAUUUAUGGAUAAAUUUAAAAGUGAAAUGGAAAUGUUCAAAUCAUCGAUGGAUGGUCCAAAUGAUAAUCUUGAAAUGGCAAUGGAAAAGCUUGCUUCUUGGGGAUUAUUUGUUCGCGGGUUAACUGAAAGUAAAAAUCUUGAUGAUUUUUGGGGCAAAUUGACUCAGCAAAACUAAACAGUCAAUUUUUGCAUUUUUGUUAAAUCUAAUUUGUAACUUAUUAUUUGACUCUUCCCGAGACAUUUAAAUCUGUAUGUUUAUCAUUUCAAGAAAUACAUGAGUAAAUGUGAUAAUUGUUAAUCUAGUUUUGUAUCUAAACAGUUACAAACAUUAAUCAGCUCUAAUGAAAUGCUGUUAUGCUUGUAAAUGAUUUCCUAUCAAUAACAUUGUUUACAUUUAA